Fusarium venenatum is the source of this 1311-nucleotide messenger RNA. RefSeq lists its product as uncharacterized. NCBI's taxonomy places the organism in Eukaryota, Fungi, Ascomycota, Sordariomycetes, Hypocreales, Nectriaceae. The record is from RefSeq and is a predicted model, not a curated record.
AUGCCACUCAAGUCCAAGGAGCUUCUCCACUACUUCUUGCAAGCUGGUGCUACUAUUGGACCCUUACCAGUAAGCCCAAACGAUUGUGUCGCCUCAGCUACUAGCAAUCCAGAAGUUCUGCAAAACACAAUGCUGGUAUCAGCACUUCAUUAUGCAUGGAACAAAGGCGAUCUUGCCAUUUUUGAGCCAACGUUCCUAUAUCACAAGAUUGAGAGUAUAAAGCAAGUGAACACUUGGCUUACAUCUUCAUCUCGGGCAAAAGAGGUCCUGCGAUGUGCCAAGUACAUCAGCACUCUUUGCUUCGUCGAGUGUUGUCUUGGCAACUUUGCAGUUGCAGAGUCUCACCUGAACGGUCUGACUACCUACUUGUCCACCAAGGACCGAGAAACCCUCCGACAAGGAUGUCAGUUCGACGUUGACUUGGAGUUGACAGAUCGCUAUCUCAUAAUAGCCAGUAACAUGAUACACAGCACCAAAAGCCGUUUGGCCGAGGUUGUCCCUGCCGAAGUAAUAUCACCACAACCAGAAACGGAAAUGGAGGUACCAGAACUCAGUCGGAUGAUACAUAGGAUGCAUCUUAACGAGGUCAAUGGCCCUGAACUGCGCCUAAGAGCUUUCCGUAUGGUACCCUUCUUCUUCGGGUCUAUUCCACCAGGACGUGUGCCCAAAGAUAUCGAUAUGUUCCCGGCGGUAUCCAUACUUCGACCAAUUACACGAUUGGCAAUGAUGGCAAAUUCAAAGGAACGUGGCGGUGCAGAUGUUCCCAUGCCUUGGAAUGUCUGGAACAGCGGGCUUUCUUCAAAGCUGCUUUACACAGUAAUCACAGCACAUCUUCAAUCAUUCUCAAACAAGAUACCACUACCCACUCCUGGCGAGCCAGUCUAUUUGUCAGCUUGGUCUGGGUUUUGCUCCGCUGUCGACUUUUAUCUCACAACUGUUCUGGGAGUCUGCAAUCAAGGGCUUCCUCCAGAGAAACGACUGCAUUAUCUCAAAAUCGACAUUCUUAAACGGGACUUACAAAAGGGGCCGUCGUUGUUUGAGAGCAUGAAUGACGAGACACGCAACUUGUGGUUUUGGAAAGCAUUCAUGGGCGCGUUAAGUGUGACUUACGCUCAAUCACUGGUGUUAGAUGACAAGCUUGAUCUCAUCUUGGAGGAACUUUGCCUCUUGAUUCGAAGCUGGAUGAAGUACACUCACAUUUCGACUUGGAAAGACGCACACUACAUAUUAUCAUGUGUGGUGUGGCCAACUUGUCCGGUGAAGAAGGAGUCGUGUAGUGAUUUGUGGCAAAUGAUAAGUGUUCGGCAAUAA